Molecule: messenger RNA, 780 nt
Organism: Adineta steineri
Lineage: Eukaryota; Metazoa; Rotifera; Eurotatoria; Adinetida; Adinetidae
Source: the annotation of a GenBank genome assembly
AUGACAGAAGCAAAUCAAUGUUCUACUUGUCGAAAACCAAUAGGAGUGAUGCAUUGUACAGGAUGUAAUGGUUACUUCUGUACAAAAGAUUUCAGAGGUCAUCGUAAAAUAUUAUCUACUGAGAUGGAACAACUCGUUGAAGAGCGUAAUAAACUACAAGAGAAAAUUAACAAAGCAACAAAACCAAACAACUCAAUCAGUCCACUAAUUGAAGAAAUCAAUGAAUGGGAGAAGAUUACAAUUGAAAAAGUGCGACAAACAGCUGAAUAUGUGCGUCAGCAAGCUAAUCAACUGUUGAAUUCAGUAUCUAUGAAAAUUACAAGUGAAUUCAAAGGCUUCUCAGAUAAGCUAGCUGAUUUGAAAGAAACUGAGAAUUAUGUUGAACAUGAUUUGGCAAAACUUAAACAGAGGAUCCAUCAAUUUAAUGUAGAUUUGACUCAACUUUCUCAAGCAACUACAAUUGAACUAAAUAAAGAAGAAAGUGAAAGAAUAAAAUGGAAUCGUAUGAUCUAUGUUCAAGAAAAAUCUGUCGAAUUUGAACGUCAACAAACACCACAAAGAAUAUUAGAAAGCCUACAAGUAACUAAACCACUUCCUCAGAGUAAACUUCGUUGUGGAGGUCGAGCUUGUGCACAAUGUGGUAAAUGUUCUGAUUUGUAUUAUGACAAAGAUAAGAAAGAUUAUAUCAGUCGUGAUGGUGUCACUUGCAAUCGUACUAUGCAUUUUCAAAUUUUUGAUGCUGCUUUUACUAUUGCUGUUGGUGUCUGCCGGUGUAACUAG